Plasmodium knowlesi strain H is the source of this 1995-nucleotide messenger RNA. RefSeq names its product rhomboid protease ROM4, putative. The coding region runs from base 1 to 1995 and encodes 664 amino acids. Gene Ontology annotation, biological process: proteolysis. The record is from RefSeq and is a predicted model, not a curated record. The transcript has a single exon. Lineage: Eukaryota; Apicomplexa; Aconoidasida; Haemosporida; Plasmodiidae. Gene Ontology annotation, cellular component: membrane. Gene Ontology annotation, molecular function: serine-type endopeptidase activity.
AUGGGGACAGAGAAAGCGAGCAACGGGAAUCAUGAAGAAAAAAGCAAAAGCAAAAGCAAGAGCAAGAGCAAGGCGGUUCGGCAUGUGGCGGAGUCGCCAGGGCGGUUGACCGAAGAAUCCCCCAAGAAGGGAGAAUUCAAAAAAGCGGUGCCAAAGAAAAAUAUCCUGGGUAAUUACAAAGUGAGCAAAGGGCCUUUCCUGUCGAGCGAUAAGUUAGGGAAAAAUGUGGACUCGUCUGAUAAGGACGAUACACCGAGUGGAAACAAGGAAGAUAGUGAUGAGGAGAGUGACGUUAGCAUGGGUGUUGCACGGGGCGGAGGCCCUCGAUCGGGAAGAAACACAACGGAUGCACUGGGCGCAACCGCGACGAAAAGUGCAACCGCCACGAAAAGUGCAACUGGCACGAAAAACGCAACUGGCACGAAAAGUGGAGCUGGCACGAAAAGCGGAACUGGCACGAAAAACGCAACUGGCACGAAUAGAGGAACCACUGCAAAAGGGGGAAUGACCGAUACGGAAGUAAAAGAUGGUCCCAGUGACAUAAAAAUUUUAGUGACGAGCGAGGAGCCCUUGCACACGCUGCCAUCCGGAGCUGUGGAGAGGAGAGCUCCGUUGAACCCCUUUGCAUCCCCCAUUUUAGGAAAGUACAGGAGAAAAAAAAAAAAUGCCAAAAUAAAGGUUAAGGACCCAAGGCUUAAUAACAACCCACUUGUAGGACGAUUAAUCGUCUGUAUAUCGUCAACGGCAAUACUCUUUUGGGUCUUCUUCGCAGAGAUGAUAUUUAAUUACAAUACAUUUAAUGGAAGAUGUAUUUCGAAGGUGCUAUACCCUAUUUACACGGAAAGCGUAAUAAAGAAGAGAGAACCGUUUUAUGUAUUCCUUGGUUAUGGAGCAUGUGAAUACAAUUUAGAGGAAUCCGCGUCGGAUAGACAUUUUAUUGGAACGAAAGCAUCCGACAAAGGUUGGCCCACAAACAAAGUAGAACACAAUGCAGAUGCAAGAGGAGAUUCCAGUUGGGAUAGUGUAAAUACACGUGUAUACAACCAAUUAGGAGGACUCAACACAAAUUAUAUAAGAAACUAUGGAGAGAUUUAUCGUCUAUUUUGGUCUGUCUAUUUGCAUGGUGGAUUCAUGCACAUUAUUUUUAAUGUAUUAUGUCAGAUACAGAUUCUUUGGAUGAUAGAACCCGAUUGGGGAUUCCUUAGAACCCUUCUUCUUUUUUUUAUAUCCGGAGUUACUGGAAAUUUAUUAUCUGCAGUGUGCGAUCCAUGUGGUGUCACCAUCGGAUCCUCCGGUUCUUUAUAUGGUUUGAUAGGGGCACUUUUCACAUACCACAUAGAAUACUGGAAAACUAUUCCUAGACCCUGCUCUGUCUUAAUCUUUAUGGUUAUCGUAAUUAUUUUCGGUAUCUUCAUUGGUAUGUUUGGAUAUACGGAUAAUUACGCUCACAUGGGAGGUUGCUUAGGGGGCAUACUUUAUGGUUUUGCUACCAUCACGACUGUUUCUGCAGCAGACAAGUGUACCUUGGGAGAACGCAUGUUGACAUCUCCACCCUUUUCAUGGUUCUUGUCUAAUGAGACCAAGGAGUUAAUUGAGGCCAAGGCCAGGGAAAAGAAAAUACGCGGAGAAAAUUAUCGAAAGAAGCAGAUUGCCAACAAGGUACACAAGGAAGACGCUUUCCAUAUUAUGAUAUCUCUCAUGAAGAAACGAAUUAAUGAUGAAGGAAGACCGCCAUGUAGAAUGAAAAUGCGCGAAUGGAUUGUCCGGAUUACAGCCGCCUCUGCUCUCAUAAUCAUGUGGAUCGUGCUCUUCGUCUACCUUCUAAACGAAACUGCCUACAAAUCCUACACCCCCAUGGGUCAAAUUAAAUUUACUGGUGUCCACACCUGCUUCUGCUGUGAAAUCACCAAGGAGAAAUUCCCCUUCAUCAGCGUUGGCAACUUCUACUGGUGCUUUACCAACGAGGAGGCAACCAAGUACUACUGCGGGAAGUGA